Messenger RNA from Eimeria necatrix, 4491 nucleotides. Its product is annotated as EMYB4, related. NCBI's taxonomy places the organism in Eukaryota, Apicomplexa, Conoidasida, Eucoccidiorida, Eimeriidae. The transcript is spliced from 6 exons. Bases 1 to 4491 code for a protein of 1496 amino acids. The record is from RefSeq and is a predicted model, not a curated record.
AUGGACAACCCGCUGCAGCAGCUGCUGCAGUGCAGCAAUGAGGAGGAUCAGCAGGCAGCACUUAGUCCGUGGCUGCUGUCUGAGGAGCCUCCAGCAGACGCUGCUGCUGCUGCUGCUGCGCUUGCCGGCGCCUCCGUCGAUGCUGAAGCAGCAGCAGCAACAGCAGCAACAGCAGCAACAGCAACUGCAGCAGCAGCAGCAGCAGCCGAACCAGCGAGCAGAGGCGUAGAGGGAAGCAGCAACUGGUGGGGAGAAGCUGAAGAUGGGGCCCCCGAUGGAGAUGCUGAUGAGUGGGUCCUUCCUGGGGGCCCCAGUGAAGGAGUUUUCUCAUUCUUAACUCCCCAAACCCCACAAGAGCCAGCCAAGCAGGCCCCUCCAGCAGCAGCCAGCAGCAGCAGCAAAAGCAGCAGCAGCAGCAGCAGCGGCAGCAGCAGCAGCAGUAGCAGCAGCAGCAGCAGCAGCAGCAGGAGCAGCAGGCUGAGCCACCUGGAGGAGAAGGCUGUGGAGCACUAUGCGAUCCUCUGCAGCAUAGAGCAGGUGCUGCAGCAGCAGCGGCUGCGGAUUCUGCAGCAGCUGGAGCAGCAGCAGCGGCAGCUGCGGCGGCUGCGGCGGCACCAAGAGCUGCAGCAGCACAUGCGGGACUGCAGCCGCAGCAGCAGCAAACGGGGGGGGGCCCCCAAGGGUACAGCUGGCCCCUCAAGCGCGGGGGGCCCCUCCGAGGGCCUCUUAACAAAUGCAGAAGGGAGGCCCCUGCCAAGCAACAGCGACGCGCUGCUGCUGUGGGAGCAGCAGCAGCAGCAGCAGGUGCAGCACUGCCCCAGCGGCAAGCCGCGGGUCUCGGCUGUGGGGGCCCCCCCAGCUCUUGGCCGCAUGCGGGGGGGGGGCCCCCCUAAAGAUGAAGUCCCUGAGGACUUGGGGGGCCCCCCCAGUGCCCCUGCUGCUGCUAAGACCCUUGCUGCUCCUGCUGCGCUGCUGGCGCAGCAGCUGCGGCUGCGCAAGGCGAGAAAGAGGAAGCAAACUGCUGCCGCGCAGCAGCAGAAGGGGGGCCCCCCGGGGGCCCCCGACAGGGGCCCCGGGGGGCCCCCCUACUCCGACGAGGAGGAAGCAGAAGGAAGCAAAGAUGAGCUGCAAACCCAAACAUUGCUGCUCUCUCUUUUUGAAAAGCAGCUGCGCAUGCAUUUGGAAGAGCUGCGUAUUCCCCCACAAGUUGUUGCUGCUACUUUUCACGCCGCCAGCUGGCCCCCCCGUUCCUUGUCCAGUAUCCAGGGAGCUCAGCAGCAGCAGCAGCAGCAGCAGCAGCAGCAGCAGCAGCAGCAAGAUGCGUGCACGCUUCACCCCGCAAGAUUGCUGCAGGGAAUCCGCUUGCUGCUGCAGACUGCUCGCCCGGCGGCAGCUCUCUCUGACAAGCAGCAGCAGCAACAGCAGCAGCAGCAGCGGCGAAGUGAGCAGCAGCAGCGAAAGGUCUACACUCUCGCGUCGCUGCUGCGGCGCGUCAGUGCUGCUGUUGCUGCUGCAGCACCGCCAUCCCUCCGGCUGUCUGCAGCAGAAUGCCUCCUUCGCUUUAUGAAUGCAACGCCAACCCAAGCAGCCCUGCAGCGCAUGCAGGAGGAGUACCAGCAGCAGCAGCAGCAGCAGCAAAUGAUGCUUCUGCAGCAGCAGCAGGAGGGGCGACAGCUGCAGCAGCUGCAACUCCAGCAGCUGCAGCAAGCGACGCGCAUAGCCGCUUCAUCGGGUGUUUCCUGGCCAGCAGGUGGCCCCGGCCUGCUGCAGCAGCAGCAGCAGCAGCAGCAGCAGCAGAGCACCGCAACAGGCGUAGCUGCGCUCUUAUUGAGACACGCGCGCGCCGCUAUAGAACGGUGCAGCAGCAGCAGCAGCCGCGCAGACAAAGCAGCAGCCCUGGAGGAUAAGAACGCAGCAGAAGCUCCAGCAGCAGCAGCAGAAACAGCAGCAGCAACGGCUGCAGCAGCUGGUGUGGAUUUCUUGUCAAUGGCAGCCUACAGCGACGCGCCGAUGCCUCCGUUUGUGAUUUUCCAGGUGUAUGUGCAGCUGCAGCAGCAGCGACAGCAGCAGCAGCUGCGCAGGGAAUGGACUGCAGCAGAAGACCAGCUGCUGCUGGCAGCUGCUGCUGCAGUGCAGGGCACCCCAAGAGGCAGCAGCAGGUGGAUGCGGGUUGCUGCAAAAGUUCCAGGGCGAACAAACAAUCAGUGUAGGGCCCGCUACAACUAUCUGCAAGUGGAAACCAAAAGACACGGGAUGUUCAGCCCUUUUGAAGACUUGCAGCUGCAGCUGCUGGUCUCUGGCUACGGCCGCGCCAGCUGGAAUAGAGCAGCAACUCAUUUGCGGGGCCGCACGGAAAUGAAGUGCAGAGAGAGGUACCAGCACUGCUUAGCGCCUUCCAAAAAGCCACUCCAGUGGACUGCAGCAGAGGGCGCUUUGCUGCGAGCAGCAGCAGCUUGUUUUGGCCCGGACUGGAGCCGUGCUGCAGAGCUCUUUUCUGGCAGGACUCCGGCGGACUGCGCCUCCCACUUUCAGUCCAUGGAAGCUGAGGCAGCGGCGACGAGAAACGCGCUGCUGCUGUUUGCCUCCUGGAGCAGCAGCAGCAACGGAAGCAGCAGCUGCAUGAACAACGGCAGUAGCAUCAGCAGCGUGGAGGCCUGGCUGAAAGAGCACCUGCUGCAACUUUACGCAGCACUCCGUGCUGGCCUCUUCGCGCGAUACUGGCCGCCUGUGUCGCCGGAAGUACCUCUGCAGCAACGGCUGCAGCAGCUGCAGCAGCUGCAGCAGCAGCCGGCGCUCCAGCUGCUCGAUUUGGCCCCUACUCUGUCCCCUCUUUCGGGGCCCCGCAGAGCGGCUUGCACAGCAAACAUGGCACUCUUCUCUCUUCAUCUGGAAGAGCUGCAGCGAACAGCUGCGGGGGUCGGUGCCGCCACGAGUGGUCCUGCUGCUGGCAGUUUGCUGCAGCCCAGUGACACUGAGACCGCAUGCGCCUUUUUGCUGCAGCAGCUCCAGCGGGUCUUCUGCAUCUCUCGCCUAGAUUACAUCUCUUAUGCGUCGCACAUAAACGCUCUCAGAGAGCUGCAAGGCUCUCCCCACGGGAAAAAGGGUUCAGCUCAGGGGGGCCCCCCAGCUCAGGGGGGCCCCCCUCUCGAGGCCCUCCAGCCGGGUCCGCAGCCCGCCUGGGGAGAGCCCGGUGACCCUGUGCCUUCCCUUUCUCGUCUUUUGCUGCUGUACAGACACCCGGAAGCAGGGGGAGCCGCGCUGCAGCUUCCCUGGCUGCACACGGAAGCCCGGAAGGGGGGGCCCCUCUGCUUCCCUGACACUGACGGGGGGCCAGGGGGCCCCACUAGGGGCCCUCUUGCUGCACCGCGGCUGCAGCUGCAGCAGAGGGGCUCUCUGGGCCGGCAGCGAACUCAGCUGCCGGCCCCCUUUUUGAGUGCUGCCUUCCGCAGCAGCGUUGCUGCUGCUGCGCUUCUGCGGCAGGCCUCCGCCUCACAGACCCCCGAAGCUCCAGCGUAUGCUGCAGCAGCAGUAGCAGCAGAGGAGGCAGCUGCGGCUCUUGCGCCAGUUCUUUGGGGGAAGGCAGCAAAUGCCCUUCCGCCAUCAGCAGCAGCAGCCGCUACUGCCACUGCAGCAGCAGCUGCUGCUCCAGGGGGAUGCGCCGGAGAAGCUCCCGAGGGGGUCCCUGGAAGCAAUUCUGCUGCUGCAGCGUCUGCUGCAGCAGAUAGAAGUCUGCAAGAUGGCUUGGCUGAGCAGCCUGGGGAAGUCUCAAGUCGGGGCCGGCCCCGCCGGGGCCGCGGGAGGCCCCCCAGACGCAGGGGCCCCACAAGGGCUCUCAAGGAUGGGGGGGCCCCUGCUGCAGCAGCUGCAGCAGCUGCAGCAGCUGCAGCAUCUGCAGAGGAGGCGGGUGCCCGCGAGAGCGACAGCAGCGAGGACUGGGAACUGCCGAAACGCCAGAAAAAGAAACGCAAGGCAGAGGCCCCCAGAAAGAGCCCCGGCCCCCAGGGGCCUCGAAGGGGCCCCGGAAGGCCCCGUAAGCAGGGGGGCCCCCCACAGCAGCAAGCGGCAGCCCAGCAGCUGUACACCGGUGCAGCAGGGGAAUCCGCAGCUGCACAAACAGCAGCAGCAGCAGAAGUGAGGGAGCCCGCUGCUGCUCACUCCCGAACUGCUGCUGCCUCAAUCGACAAUGGUGCUGCAGCCACAAGUGCUGAGUGUACUUCCCGAGGAGCAGCAGCAGCAGCAUCUGCUGCAUUGGCAGCAGCAGAGUCAGCCGGCUCAGCAGCAUGCGCAGACUCAGCAGGUGAUGCAGACGCGGCUGCUGCUGCUGCAGGCACGCUGAUGGACGUGGAACUAUCGACAGCAGCAGCUCCAGCAGGAGCAGCAGCAGCAGACAUCCAGUCAGCAGCAGAGGCAGUAGUUGACGGCGAGGCUGAUGCUUUCCUAGAUUUGUUUGGGGAGGACGCUGCAGGUACACAAGGUCUGAAUUCGCGGUGA